This is a messenger RNA of Magallana angulata, 5556 nucleotides long. RefSeq lists its product as uncharacterized. The transcript is spliced from 24 exons. Bases 917 to 4255 code for a protein of 1112 amino acids. The record is from RefSeq and is a predicted model, not a curated record. NCBI's taxonomy places the organism in Eukaryota, Metazoa, Mollusca, Bivalvia, Ostreida, Ostreidae.
UCUGUUAAAUCCCCAACAUAAACAGAACCCGCUACGUGCUGUUGAAAAAUACUCUCGCGUGUACAUACCCCCUGUUUGUAAACAGAUAGGCCCAUUGUUGGCUCUCCCCCUGAUUUUCUAAAGCCGUAUGGAGAUCUCUAUGUAGCUCUUUUCUGGUGCUGGUAUGUGGGGGUAGAUAUAUGUAUACGUUUUUUUUUCCACCUGAAAAGAAGAAGGGACGUUUUACGGUUUAUUUUUAUGAGGCAGUUCUUGUCCAUGUUUUGUUAAUUUUGUUGGGUACGGAGUGAUUUCGUAUGUUUGUGAGGGAAUUUCACUUGAAUGUGCUUCUUGCCAGAAAUAAGUUGGAGUGAAUAUUCUGAAUUCAUCCUUUGAGAAAGUACACUCCAGUCCAAUUCCAUUCAAUAGCGGCGUGUAGACAACUAAAGGCAAUUACAACCCUCGAGACUGAAGAACACUUAAGGAUACAUUAUAUACCAUUUUUCCGCUUCUCUUCAUCAACAAAAUUCCUGGAAAAAGAAGAAGAAGAACACAAGAAUACCCCAGCUGUUGUGUGCCCUCGCAGAGAAUUAUUGCCGUUUGACCUACAUACAAGGUCAGAGGCCCCACUGUGACACCAGAGAAUACUUUAUAUCUUUAGACAAUUACAUGCGGUCAUUAAUUGGCGUCCAUUGUUUAGGAGGAUCGUUCCUAGAAGGCACUGUAGUGUUAUUGACACAGCGCGUGGCGGUAGAUUCUCAAGUCACUUUACACAGUGUAACUUCAUAAUGGGAUAAAAGCAGUAGAAGAAAUCAAAAAUCCGCUGUAGAAAAAAAAUCACAUCCGGGCUUUUUCUCUGCUUAACGUUCAUGGCUGAAGAUGAAACUCCUUUGUGAAUUUUGAGAGCCAGUUUUGAGAGUGUUGUGAGAUAAUUGCAAAAAUGGGUUCUAAAAACAUGCGGUAUUUGGAGUUUUUGACAACGUCCGUCUGUCUGUUGGUGUUUUUAUUUGGGAUCGUGACGUCAUCAUCAGAUGUGACCAGAUCGAAGACCAUACGUCAGCUGAUCAGCGAAAUCAAUCGAUUGAGAGGGGCAGACGAUCUGAUUCUGAAGAAUAACCUGGGGAGUCAAUUUGAACAGCCGGACAUUACGGCUUUCAUACCUUCCUCUGAAGUGUUCUGGAAAUUCAAAGACGUCCAAUCAAAAUAUGGUUACAAUCUCGACGACCGAGAGAGCGUGACGACGCUAAUGUUAUACCAUAUAGGUAGGGGAAAAAUCUUUGCGGAUGAAAUCGUCGACGGUCAGACCGUAAUAUCCAAACACCCCUCAAACUACAACCUUAGACUCAACCUGUUCUACGAUGGAAGUGAGAAGAUUAUCACUGUAAAUGGCGCCGAAUUAUUGGUCAGGGAUAUAGUCGGCAGUAAUGGCGUCCUGUACAUCAUAGACCGGAUGUUGGCCCCAGUCUCUAGUGGCAAAACUCUGCACGAUUAUCUCUUGUAUCCGGAUAUUCCGGGAUAUGAAUUUCAGUCAAUUGCCAGGGCCUCCAUUAUCGCCCCGGAGACUAAGGCAGCAACCAAUAGCAUAGAUCACCAAUUUACCGCCUUCGUCCCGCCCGACGCCAUCUUGUUUCCAAUGCCAAGCAAAGCCCAGGAUAUUUUGUUUUUCAAUACAACGUUACUUAACUAUACUAUUCACGCCCAUCUUGUGAGAGACAGUAUCCUGUUUAUCCCCGCAAGAGGCGAGCUGAAGGACCUUCAAAGCAUGAAAGGAACGAUCCAUUUAGUCAGAGAGGGGGAGGAUGUGUUUGUUCAGAGCAACAGGAUUCGCGCCAAAAUUACCUUCCCUAACAUCCCGGUUGCAAAUGGCGUUGUUCACGUGAUCGACCACAUCCUGUACUUCAUCUAUAAGACUGUAUUUGUAGAAACAAACACCACUCAGUCACUAAGUAUCUUUGCCAGCCACCUUCAUGGGAUUCCUGGGGACCUAUUGUCCCACAUACAAAGUACCGUUGAGACCUUCACCUUUUUUGCGCCAAACAACGACGCGUUUGCUAAGGUACCCAGGACCUUACAGCAACAAAUGGCGCAGGACGAUCGACUACGAAGCGAGGUUCUGGGAGCUCACAUCGUUAAAGGAGUCGACGUCAGUUUUGCAGACCUCACCGACGGGAAAACCUUGAAGACCAUCAACAACUUUACCCUUACAGUCCGAAAGUUUAAUAAUGAUAUCUACAUUCAAAAUGGAAACGUUUUGGCUAAAAUUGAGCAGGCUGACAUCGGAUGUACAAACGGUGUCAUUCACAUCGUGUCCAAUGUGUUUCGGCUCGACCAAUUUACAGUUCUUGACGCUAUUAAAGGAAACAACCAGCUGUUGAGAAUUAGCGAGAUGUUGAGUCACUUCCAGGAACUAGAGGGGAUUCUCUCGGGGCGCACAAGCCUUGGGGGCAAGGUCACCGUCUUCAUGCCCUCUGACCUUACCAUGAUGAGUCUGCGCAAUGAGACGCGAAAAAGCAUUUUUGUGGAGCACUCAGACAGAGCACUGAGGGCUUUAAAAGGACAUAUCAUUGAAGGAGAAUCUCUGUCAAGCACAGAAAUCUACAGUGUCGUUCUAAAGUAUACCUACGGAGGACAACGAGUGACGAUACAGAAUCUGGACAGUGGGUUCACCAUUGAAGGAAGUCAUAUCGAGGCUAAUAUCGUCACUAGCGACGUCUGGUGUUCGAAUGGAGUUCUACAUAUCAUAGACAAUAUUUUACACAUACCUACAAGGAAUAUCAUGGACGAAAUGGCACGUCAUGGGGACAUCAGCAUAUUCAGAGAAUAUUUACUCUCGUGUCGAAUUUUGGUGCAUCGUUCGUUUUCGAUUUCUAACAUUUUGAGAUUGGAAGGAAUGAAGGAGCUGUCCUUAUCUUUGUCGAACGAGAACAAUCAUUUCACCCUGUUCAUCCCGGUCAACUCCGCAUUUUCCAGCAUUCCGAGGGCACGUGCAGACACUCUGUUCGCCAACUCUACCCUUUUCCAAAAUGUUUUGAAAGCUCACGUGACAUCAACCGGAAGUAAAUAUGCAAAUGAUCUCUAUGACGGCAUCAGUAUGAAAGCAGAGGAAGAAUUCCUUCACAUUUCUCGUGACUCCUCGGAUGUGUUUAUAACAAAUAACAACGUAAAGGCCCGGAUUAUUCGGUCUGACAUCCCUGCUAUCAAUGGAAUCAUCCAUGUGGUCGACACCAUCAUGUAUUUUCCCUUCUACGUAGCUGCUGACGUCAUGUACAACAACCCGAAACUAAGGGCUUUCUAUGACCUGAUGAAGAAUCUCUCAGAGUUUUCCAAUCUCCUCCAGGACGAGUUUAGUAGUAUCACGGUCUUUGCGCCAUCCUCCGAUUUCCUUUCCUCCCUAUCACCCGGAGAUCUCCAGAGGAUAUCAGCCAAUCCCCAAGCCUUGAGAACCAUUUUCAAGGGUCACGUUAUUCCGAACGGCAUUCUGGACAGUAAAUUUGUCCGGACCAACAUGCAACACAGAUUCACCUUCCGCUCAAUGUAUGGAAUUCCAUUCACCUUUGCGAAACAAAGUACUGUUGCGGGUACAUCCAUCGAUGCUGGCUACAGUAACCUUAGAUACGACCUUGACAUUAACAGGGAUGGGUUCGCUUGCAGCAACGGGGUCGUAUACGUCAUAGAUGGGUUCCUGGAUUACUCGUUUAAAAAUAUCAUAGACGAAAUGAAAGCCCAGGAUAAGUUAAAGGCCUCCUUACAAAAUAUCAUGGGUAUUUUCCCGCCGGGAGUAGAGGAGGACUUCCGGGACAUUAACAACGAGUUCACUGUGUUCAUGCCGGCCAGUGAGGCCUUCCUUUAUCUGUCUCAGCCAGAGAUACUCUAUCUACACAACCUUGUCAACUCAACAGAGAAAUAUGAGCUGUUGGAGCGGCACACCGUCAAUGGAACAUCUCUAAGUAUCGAGAAAAUUCGAGCCAUCUGUGGCAAUCAAAAUUCUACCGAAUGUGUUCUAAGUGUCAACGUCAUAUUUGAGGAUGACGACACAGAAGAUAUUGUGCUUGAAUGGAACGGCGUACAAUCAAGGAUCAUCCAAUCCAACAUCCUGGCAAAUAACGGGAUGAUUCACAUUAUUGAUAGAAUUUUAUUCAAAGUGGAAGAAGAGACUACUACGUCAUCUGACUCUAUGAGCACUCGAGGAGUGAAUGCAGCUAGCACGCAGUUCAGCGCGAUAGUUUCGUAUUUGUUGGUUUUAUCGACAUUUUGCAUUGUUUACCUUGUGAAAAGGUGAUACGACGUAUCCACGUUGUUUUAAGACUUUCCAAGUGAGAUUAACAUUGCAAUACUAUGCAAGUGUUCUAUUCAAAGCGGUUGCAUGAACGCGCGGAUUAUCACGUUUGUCUUCCGCAGAAAUAUUUAUGGAAAAAAGUGCAGUGUUGUGGUUAGUGAUUACCGGGUAUUCAGUCUUAAUUGCAAUUGUGUAUCUUUGUAAUGGUGAAAUGGACGUCUGUUACGAAAUCAAAGAUUCGCAGUUUAUUGACAUUCCAAAUACAAUUGAUUCCAGGGUCAGAAUCAAUGGAUGACGAGUUCGACAGGAGUGGUUAAUAUUUAAAAGAAUGUGUUUUCAACAUUAAGCUUAUUAAUAACUACAAACACUUUCCUUUUGUAGUUUUCAAGGGCAGACAUUUUCCUCUAAAAGGGAAACAAAAGUAAAUAAAUCCAUUGGACGCAUGUCUCCAACCAUACCAUGUAAUAUUCAUGUUCUUCUAGAAUUCCAUCAUUGUUAUUUAUGUCUAUGUAUAAAAUAUUAACAUGUAUAUGUAGUCAACUCAUUUUUAAAAAUAAUGCAUUGUGUUCAACGUACCAUGAUUCUAUACGACAUGUCUUCCUCUUCCUCUAUAAAUGUUUUGUUCUCUAAUACUGUGGUUUCAUCAAGAUUCGUUGAAUAACAGUUUUCGUGGAUUUCGUUGUUAAGUUGAUCCAUGAAAUAAAAUGUACAUUGAAACGCAAUUUCUAUUAACAUUUUGUAUUGAAAGGGUCAUUGUCAUCGAAUUUACGUAUCCUUGAAACUGUGAUUUUCACUUUAUCCACGAAAAUUGAUACCCUUGAAUGUUAAUGAAACCACAGUAGACGACUAAGAUAAAAGUAUUUUGAUAGAUAUUCUGAGAACAACCUUAGAUAUUUUCCCCAAACUGAGAACGAAAUUAAUUUUUCAGACAUAUGAGAGGACAAACAAAUAAUCUUUAAAAGAUAGCAUUUGUUAUUUUUUCUUCAUGAAUUUAAAUUUUGAGAUUUUUGUUUUGUUAUUUGCAAAACCCACCUAAUCAGCUUAAUUAUGGGAACAUUAAUCUCAAACGCCACCAGAAUAGUCUUUUUAUUGCUGUACGUUCUCAAGAACAAUGUUUGAGGAAUUGACGUUUGUGUUUAUAUGUUUAAACUUGUUUAUGUCGCUGUUGAUAUAAAAUGUAUAGUGAAAUUUGUAUAUUGAAGUGGAGUUUGUAUAUUGAUGUCUUUAUGUUUAUAAUAAAACCAUGAAUGCGAAAUAAAACUAUGUUACAUGACAUUGUUAUUUAAAUACAUUUUGAAACAGAA